UUGUAGACUGAUUUUUAUUUUUGCUUAAACAUUCAUAAACACGAAGAUGCCUACCUUUAAGAGACUUAUUUUAGGAAGACGAUUUUUGCAUUGGAAGAUUGGUGCAGUAACACUUGUAUUUAUGGGAUUUUUAUUUUUAUUACAAAGAGAAGUAGUUGACAAAGAGAGAGAUGAACUUGGAGUUCAGGGAGGCAUUUACAAAAAGAAAAAAAUGUUGGACAUGGUGAUAGAUGCCGUCAACAAUAUUAAAGAUGCUAUGCCAAAAAUGCAGAUAAUUGCACCAGUCAGACAAAAUGACAAUGAUGGUAAGAGACAGUGCUUGCCUGGAUAUUAUACAGCAGCAGAGCUGAAGCCUUACCUUGAACGACCUCCUCAAGAUUCAAAUGCUCCUGGAGCUUCUGGAAAAGCUUAUAAACCUGGAAAACUUACCCCAGAAGAAGAAGAAGAAGGAGAGCGUGGAGACAAGAAACACUGUUUUAAUGCAUUUGUUAGUGAUCGGAUUUCGUUGCACCGUGAUUUGGGACCAGAUACAAGACCACCUGAGUGCAUUGAGCAGAAGUUUAAGCGGUGUCCACCUCUUCCCACUACGAGCAUUAUAAUUGUGUUUCACAAUGAAGCAUGGUCCACGCUGCUCCGAACUGUUUACAGCGUCAUGUAUACAUCUCCUGCUAUACUUCUUCAUGAAAUCAUUAUGGUGGACGAUGCCAGUGUAGAUGAAUAUUUGAAAGAUAAACUGGAUAAGUAUGUGGAGCAGUUUCAAAUCGUGAAAGUGGUCCGGCAGAAGGAAAGGAAAGGUCUUAUUACAGCUCGAUUGCUGGGUGCUUCUGUAGCGACUGGUGAUACUUUGACAUUUUUAGAUGCACACUGUGAAUGCUACUAUGGUUGGCUAGAACCCUUGCUGGCACGAAUUGCAGAAAACGACACUGCUGUUGUCAGUCCAGACAUCGCCACCAUUGAUCUUAAUACAUUCGCAUUUAGCAAUCCAUCACCCUAUGGUAAUAAUCACAACAGAGGGAAUUUUGACUGGAGCCUUUCAUUCGGUUGGGAAUCUCUUCCCAGCGCAGAAAACAGGAGACGGAAAGACGAGACCUACCCAAUAAAGACACCUACAUUUGCUGGAGGUCUCUUUUCUAUUUCCAAAGAAUACUUUGAGCACAUUGGAAGUUAUGAUGAAGAAAUGGAAAUCUGGGGUGGAGAAAAUAUUGAAAUGUCUUUUAGAGUUUGGCAAUGUGGUGGCCAGCUGGAAAUAUUGCCAUGUGCUGUUGUUGGUCACGUUUUCCGCAGCAAGAGUCCGCAUACAUUCCCUAAGGGUACCCAGGUUAUUGUGCGGAAUCAGGUUCGACUAGCUGAAGUUUGGAUGGAUGAUUAUAAGGAAAUAUUUUAUCGAAGAAACAGAGAAGCAGCUAAUAUUGUCAAAGAGAAAUCCUAUGGAAACUUGUCCAAGCGACUUGAUUUGAGACAUAGCCUGCAGUGUAAGAAUUUUACGUGGUAUCUAAAAAAUAUUUAUCCUGAAAUUUAUAUACCAGAUCAAAAUCCUCUUAUAUAUGGAGAUAUAAAAAACAUAGGCAGAGAGUUGUGUUUGGAUGUUGGAGGUGAUAAUCAUGGCGACAAACCUCUCAUUCUUUACAGCUGUCAUGGGCUUGGAGGCAACCAGUUUUUUGAAUAUACAACAAAUCAUGAAAUUCGCCAUAAUAUUCAAAAGGAGUUGUGCCUUCGUCCUAGUAAGGGACCAGUGCUUCUAAAGGAUUGUGGGUAUCAAGGCAUGGGUACAUCUGUGAAUCCUGAAGAUAAAUGGGAAUUACUAAAGGAUCAAUUGCUGUUCAGUCCUGCCUUUAACAUGUGCCUUACAUCGAAUGGAGCCAACCCGCACCUCAUACCAUGUAACCCUUCCGAUCCUUUCCAACAGUGGGUUUUCCGACAGAGUGAAUAAAUUCGAUAUCAGGGGCUGUUUUCUCUUUAAUGCUGUGAAAAGAAUACACUGUGGCAUUUUAUGCAAUAGCAGCUGACUAGAAUUAUGUCUGGGAUGUAAAAAAAAGAAUUAACAGACCUGCUAAACAUGAACUAAAAAUGCCAAAGAAUGUUUCAAAUCUGUUUAUUUUCCACUCUGUUUACAAUAUCAUAAUCUAAAGGAUUAGGUGGUGGGAAUAAGCCCGUGCCUUACAUUGACAAGGAAAAGAACUGAUCACAAAAGCUUUAUUUUGUGGUUAAAGUAUGGUUGAUCAAUUUACACAUUACCAAAUGUCCUUAAAAACAAUGUUUCGUAUCUGUUGAAAAGAUCAUCAAUAUUUUUUUUUAUUUUUUUAUUUUUUUUUACGACUUGCAAAUUUUGGUUAGAAAGCAAUAGUGUAAACUGUUCAAAAAUUGCUCAUCAGAGGAGUUAUGGUUUUUAAUUAUUAAUUUUUUUUAGCUAUUAGUGUGACAUAGUAUCAGUGGUGGAUAUCUUAUUUUCAUUAUUUUACGGGUUUUUUUCCUCCAUCCUAAAAUAAAUGCUAUUUCUACUAUUUUUGCCAGAAGUGCUGUUAAGAAGCAGAAGAGUCUAAAGAAAUGCUGCAGAAGCCAGCCAAUCCUUUGGAUUCAGUAAAUCUCCUCAGAUAGUCAGGUCUAACUAAUCUCUAAAUCCUGGACUGUUGGUGUUAAGUACCUGUGAUAGAACCUUUGAAUUAGACGCACAUUUUUCUUGCUAUGGUAAUAUCGCCAAACCAUUGCUUUUGAAAAAUGAUUAAGCCAAUUAUGCUGUAUGUAAUGUUGACUGGGAUAGUGUCAAAUUUGUCUGAUCUGGAUACUGGGGGCUUAACAUUGUUUAUUUGUAAUUGCUUCUAAACACUACUUCUACCAAAGAAUGGAGGAAUUCUCGAAAAAGGAAAAAAAAAUCUUUUUCUUUACAAUAACUUUCGAUUCUUUUGUCUGACGUAUACAUUUGCUGUUAUGAGCAAGUCGAUAAAUCCGAUUUUCUUACAUUUACUCUCUUGCACUUUCAGAGCAAGAAGGCCAUGCUUUUGUCAGACGAAUUUGAGUGGAAAGGAAAGGUCUUCUAAUAGUGGGUAUCCAACUACAAACUUUUCAACUGUUUGUGGCUUACAACUCCAAUAACCUGCCACCAACAUAGAUUAUAGGAGUUGUAUUAAAGCAGGGGUGGGGAACCUUCGGUCCUCCAGAUGUUUUGGACUACAUCUCCUUUGAUGCUUUGCCAGCAUUAUGUCUGUAAGCACAUUAUGGGAGAUGUAGUCCUAACAUCUGGAGGGUCGAAGGUUCCCCACCCCUGUAUUAAAGGGUCACUCCAACCACCAUGACCACUUCAGUGAUAUUUAAAGUGGUCAUGGUGGGUAGGAGUCUGGAUGUGCAGUGUUUCUGCUUGAGUCACUGCACACCCAGAGUUAUUGUUAAUUGUGUGCUAGUUGUAACCCCCACACACGUGACAUUGGCAGUCCAGAACUCUGUUUAUAUUUAACGUCUGUCAGCAUGCACUGCACUCUGCCGACAGACGUUAACAUAUUCCCCUUGCAGGCGGAGUUGGUCGGAGUGACUUGAGGACAGAGUGUGGAAGGCAGUGCCAGGAGCUUCACCUGGUGCUAGAUUCCAGGUUUUAUUGCAAUCCGAGA
This is a messenger RNA of Pelobates fuscus (common spadefoot toad), 3599 nucleotides long. RefSeq names its product polypeptide N-acetylgalactosaminyltransferase 3 (gene GALNT3). The record is from RefSeq and is a predicted model, not a curated record. NCBI's taxonomy places the organism in Eukaryota, Metazoa, Chordata, Amphibia, Anura, Pelobatidae. Gene Ontology annotation, molecular function: polypeptide N-acetylgalactosaminyltransferase activity. Gene Ontology annotation, cellular component: Golgi apparatus. The coding region runs from base 47 to 1930 and encodes 627 amino acids. The transcript is spliced from 10 exons. Gene Ontology annotation, biological process: protein O-linked glycosylation.